This is a messenger RNA of Neurospora tetraspora, 354 nucleotides long. RefSeq lists its product as uncharacterized. The coding region runs from base 1 to 354 and encodes 117 amino acids. Lineage: Eukaryota; Fungi; Ascomycota; Sordariomycetes; Sordariales; Sordariaceae. The record is from RefSeq and is a predicted model, not a curated record. The transcript has a single exon.
AUGGUGUACGUCAUUCAGUCUGGUUUCACUUUCCUCUUCACUUUCCUUGGUCCCCUGAUGAUGGAAAUGGGUUGGGGAAACAACAAGAGACAAUGUCUCGUGAUCUCCUGGCGUGAUGAGCUCUUGAGCAUGUUUGCAUGGGUGAGUUCCAUCACUUGGGCACUCGGUAGGAGAACUACCGAAAGCAACCAGUGCUGGACUAGCUGGGGGAGCUUGCCUGGAACUAGCUCUGUUGAUGAUAGCUUCAAGUGUUCAAGCAUGAACUUCCAAGACGAGGGAGAGAGACAAGACGAGAUUCUCAUAUUUGGGCCAGUCGGAGAGACUCCAUUCCUCCUGGUCCUUGAGACGUCGUGA